AAAAAUUGCUCUGAUCAAAGAUCAUAGCCGUAUUUGUGAAUUUCGUUGGUUGGUUGUAAGGUUUAAUGAAAACGCUGUCUAGGAAAAAAGUAGAACAGAAUGAAUCUAUGUCUUGGGUGUCCUUGGCAACUCAUAUGUUAAGGCUACUACCGGGUAUUUUUCUAUUUUUGGUUCUAUGUUGCCCGUCUGGGGGACAAACUUCACGAACCAACAACUGCUACAACACUCUCAGGCAACGAACAUUGAUACAAAUGGGAAACGAAUUAUUUUUAGAGCCACGACAAAACGUUGUCCGGAAACAAAUGGAUAACGAUGAAAUACUUGUCAUUCCUUUGGCCUACCGUGUGCCUCUUGGAAGGCAAGACAUAUUGAGAAAUAUCUUCACUAGUGAAAGUAGAAAAAGACACUUGCUUGGAAACAACAGAGAGAAUUUGUUUCGGCAACUGGAACAACGGGUUAUUCAAAAGAACAAUGACUGGGAAGAUUCGCCGCGGUUUCAAACUGAAGAGAGCGGCAUCGGAGUAAAGAGAUACUUUGAACAAGUGGUUUUGGGAAAUGUGGUCAACAUGGCGGAAUAUUAUGUAUCCUUACAAGUCAAUGGAGAGAGUUUUUAUGUCCAACUGGACACCGGAAGCUCCAAUCUAUUGAUUUCCACUACCAACUGCAGUCACUGCCAAGCGAAUAAGAAACUUCAACUGAAUGGAUUGACUUCUGUUUCUUGCAGUUCAAGUGACUGCUGUCAGCAAUCCUCAUCCUGUUGUUCUAAACAAGAUCCAUCUUUGUGUGGAGUACUGGUAGAAUAUGGAAGUGGCUUUGCCUCAGGAGCACUAGUAAAGGGCACAGUUACCAUCUCGAAUAUUUCUGUCUAUACAACAUUUGGAGGAAUUCUAAACUCUUCUUCUGAUUUCGAGCCUACUUCAGUUAGUGGUAUUCUUGGUAUGGCUUCUAGUCAGUUAGCCUGCAAUCCUACUUGUGUUACUCCCCUAUUCGAUGCGAUUGUACAGCAGAAAUCAAUUGCCAAUGUCUUUUCUGUUCUUCUCAAUCCUGACAAUGGUGUUUUGGUUCUUGGAGGUGUCGAUGGAAAUUUCAGUAAUGGGAGCAUAUCUUAUACAGAUAUGCCAUCCAGUGAUCCUGGUUAUUAUGAAGUGACAGUGAGUAGUGUUUCAGUAGAUGGGGACGAUGUAUACCAAACGAGUUUCACAGCAGUUGUAGAUACUGGAACUACCUUGGUUUAUUUACCAGAAACUUGUUACAAUGAUCUAGUCAAGUACUUUCAAUCCCACUAUAAUAACUCCUUUUGGGACAGUUUGGGAGCUUUGCUUGGUUCUUUGUCCUCUAGUUAUAUCUCUAGUCUCCCUAAUGUCGAUAUUCAAUUAUCUGGUAGUGUAAAAGUAUCCAUUCCUCCUGAUAGUUAUUUGGUAUCUGUUGGAGAUGGAAACUACAUGUUUGGUAUUCAGUCGUCCGGAGGUUCUUCAUCCAUUCUAGGUGAUGUCUUGUUACAAAAUUAUUAUACCGUUUUUGAUCGUGUCAAUUCUCGCAUUGGUUUUGGACCUGCAGUAGAUGUGAAAAGUGUCAACUUGAGUAAUGUGCCUGGAGUUGGUAAUAUUUCUAUUCCAAGUCCAAGUACAAGUCCUACGUUACCUACUUAUGGUAUUGUAUUGAUAGUCGUUGCUGGCGUCUUAGGAGCGAUACUUUUGUCGAUGGCUGUAUUCUUAUUGGUUCGUCGACGUCGAAAGAGUAUAAUUCCACGUACAAACGUAUGGUCUUCACAACCCUAUGGUGUGUAUGGCGAUUCUUAUUACUACUACCGUUGAAUAGUUUUUUGUCUAUUUCAAUUUGUUGUAUAGUCAGUUGGAAUAUUCCAUACAAAAUAAAUAUGAACAAUAAGAAUUGAUACUCAUUUGUUG
Messenger RNA from Galdieria sulphuraria, 1907 nucleotides. Its product is annotated as aspartyl protease. Gene Ontology annotation, biological process: proteolysis. The record is from RefSeq and is a predicted model, not a curated record. Gene Ontology annotation, molecular function: aspartic-type endopeptidase activity. Lineage: Eukaryota; Rhodophyta; Bangiophyceae; Galdieriales; Galdieriaceae. The coding region runs from base 66 to 1814 and encodes 582 amino acids. The transcript has 6 exons.